AUGCAGAGCCUUCCUCACCGUCGCCGCAGCGAUGCUGGCCCGCAAGCCGUAUCACAAGCCCAAGCCACUACCACAGACCCCUGUCACGCCGAUGCGACAGAAAGACCCGCUUUGUCCUACAUGCAGUGUGACACCACAGGCAGGCCCCCUAACUCGUUGCCUUCUUCGGACCACUCUACUUCCAACUUUUUGGAUCACCCCCUCACUGUGCCUGUCAUUUUCAAACAAGUGCACGACCGCCAAUCUGGACGAGUUUCAGGCACUGAAUGGAACACAUAUCACGUAUCCCCUUCUCAGUGGGCGACCCUCCGAGAACUUCUUGAACGCAGUGACAUCUGGGACAAGCUACGGGUCAACUAUUUCUCCCAAACCCAAACCUUUGUUCAUCAAAUGCCUGGCCUGAUCCAUGACGUGGCCCGCGGGGGGUUCGCCAAGCUCUUCUUUAGAGACCUUGACUCGAUAUGCCGCGACACGAUGGAUGGAGAAGCGUUCAUGGAUCAGGUUACGAGCCGUGGCUCCAGCGAUGUGGUGAGCAUCCGAGGCCCGGGCCUGCAUCAACCAGACGAUUGCUUCUGUUGUUUGGACGAUUACUUCUAUGGUGUUGUUCUAGAGGUGGCGUAUUCGCAAAAGUCCGAGGAGCUCGAGAAAUUGGCUCAGUUCUACCUGUUUGAAUCCUCUCUGAAUAUUCGAAAGGUCAUUGGCAUCUCCUUUGACUACUUUCGGUCCAAGCGGAUCACUUUGCACGUCUGGAAACGCGACAAUUCUGGUAAAACCGCCGGUGGUCAACUUCGACACUACUCUCGAGAAGUGCGAACCGAGGCUGGCGCGCAGGUCUCUGGUCCUCCUCUCAAAAUUUCUGUCUUCGACAUAGCACCACCGGCUCUCGUACCGUCUUCGCUCCAUGGCGCAACGAUCCAAAUCCCGCUGGACAAACUCUGUCACUACAUCGAGAAAGCGGAGCUCGCGAACGCGGAAGAGAAGAAGAGGAUGGAGGCACUACAAUCUCAGCGUUUGGAUGGCUCGGACCGCGGUGAUGAUGACUCUUCCCAGGAGAGUGAGGAUGAAGAUGGCGCAGGCACAAAGACACUUGAUGAAGAUUAUGUUCCAAGCCGAGUCGGUCGCAAAGACCCUGAGUCAGGUCGGUCUCUAAUCCGAACCCGUAGCCGGACUAGCGGCGCAUUCAGCGGCUGA
Fonsecaea monophora is the source of this 1191-nucleotide messenger RNA. RefSeq lists its product as hypothetical. The coding region runs from base 1 to 1191 and encodes 396 amino acids. NCBI's taxonomy places the organism in Eukaryota, Fungi, Ascomycota, Eurotiomycetes, Chaetothyriales, Herpotrichiellaceae. The record is from RefSeq and is a predicted model, not a curated record. The transcript is spliced from 3 exons.